AUGUCGUUUGACCGCGUGCAGCAAUGGCUGGUCCACGCUGAGUCCGUCCGCGCUUCUCAGAGCGAUAGUCGGGAUGAUGACAGGCCUAAGCACAUGGAGACGCUUACCCCGCCAUCCACGUCGGUUCCCUAUGUUAAGCCUACUGUCAAAAGAAAACAUGAAUCGCAAUUACCGGCGAUGGAGGCCCCCAAAAGACAACGACGCGGCGCAAAGGGCUCGGAGAUCAACGCUGUAACUUCUGCAUCCAUCUUUCCUCUGCGUGAUGACCUCACUCUAUCCCCGUCCGCAUCGGCUACUAGUCAGUCUCAAUCGCGUCAGCGAUCACCCAGCCCAGCCCGACACAAGAGGCUUCUAGAGUAUGCAACACCGAAAAUCCGCUAUCUUUCCGAGUAG
This is a messenger RNA of Aspergillus affinis, 393 nucleotides long. RefSeq lists its product as uncharacterized. Lineage: Eukaryota; Fungi; Ascomycota; Eurotiomycetes; Eurotiales; Aspergillaceae. The record is from RefSeq and is a predicted model, not a curated record. The transcript has a single exon. Bases 1 to 393 code for a protein of 130 amino acids.